Messenger RNA from Etheostoma cragini (Arkansas darter), 1093 nucleotides. It is a transcript of the gene ctc1, whose product is annotated as CTS telomere maintenance complex component 1. Lineage: Eukaryota; Metazoa; Chordata; Actinopteri; Perciformes; Percidae. The record is from RefSeq and is a predicted model, not a curated record. Gene Ontology annotation, cellular component: CST complex. The transcript is spliced from 5 exons. Gene Ontology annotation, biological process: positive regulation of DNA replication; telomere maintenance via telomere lengthening. The annotation marks the transcript as partial. Gene Ontology annotation, molecular function: telomeric repeat DNA binding; single-stranded DNA binding.
UGUCUGUCUCUCAGGACAGCAAGCAGCUCUGGUGGACUCAGUGUGUGUGUGUCGGUCAGAGUGUGUGUGUGACGGCGCUGCGUGUGUGCGUCCUGCGAGGCUGGAAAGGAAACAACAUCCUGUGUGCCACCGAACAAUCUGAAAUACACACAAACUACACUCUCACCGACCCUGAGCCGCCGUCGGACACACCCCCGCCAUGUCACACAACCAUGUCACACAACGAUGACGACUGUGAGGAGGCGGAGCCUGAGAGACACGACGGCCAAUCAGCUGUCAGGAUGAAGAAGUCCAGAGUCAUCAGUUACCAGGGCACGGUGACGGAGGUGGUGAGUGAGGGGGCGGGGCUGUACGUGAUUGACAGGAAGGUGGGGCUGUGUCUGGCCUAUCAGCCGACUCCUCGGAGGAAACUAAGAGCCGGAGACUCUGUGCAGCUGCAUCACGUGCACUUCCUGUACCGGCCGUGCCCAGACUUUCCUCCCAGCAUGCUUUGCACCUGUCUGCGCUCCAGCCUCCGGGUCAGCGCCUUCAGCCGGGCGGCGAGCGACGCGCCGGACACCCGCUGCCCCACCGACGGAGCGUUACCGCGGUUACUGCUGGAGAAGAACAUGGGCGUGUCCCAGUACCUGUGGAUGUGUCACUUGAGCUCCCAGCUCGCUCGCAGUCUGGUUCCCAGUGUGUUGAAGCAGCAGUGUGUGUGUGUGUUGUCAUGGAAACUGAUGGAGUGUGUGUGGAGACAAGGACAAGGAGGAGGACGGAGAGACAUCUACUCAGAGAUGUUGGACGAACCACACACCUGUCCUCUGACAGAGUACUGCGUGGACCCAGCGGUGCCCCAGUACGUCAGUGUCUCAGAUGUCCAGACGUCUCUGGAGACCGAGUGUUGGUCCUCAGUGUCUCUCAGCUCCCUGCUGCCUCCUGAUGGAUGCAGUCUGUCCCGGUCUCAGGUCAACACCGCUCUGUCCUGGUCCUGCAGGACUCUGUCCUCUGUCCCCCAGGCCGGAGACAGCCUCAGGACUCUGUCCUCUGUCCCCCAGGCCGGUGACAGCCUCAGGACUCUGUCCUCUGUCCCCCAGGCCGGAGACAGCCUCAG